UACUUGAGCAAUCUUUUAGAAAUUCAUACUAUCAAAGUAAAUUGUUGCACUGUUAGUUUUAGUAAUAUAUUUUCGUUGUUAACUGCACGGAUUUUGUGCAACGUAAUAAUCAAGCAUAUGUAACUGUGCAGCGGCUCCACGAGUCGCCCACCCCGACAGCCCCCUGAAAACCUGAGCUUCAACCGAAAGCCAAACUAAAGCCAAAACGAUCGUGGCUCAAUGUCCAAAGCGGCGACUCUCGUGGUCGGGUUAAACCAAUAAAAUCGUUGCGCAGACGCAGCUAUUCAGUUGAAUUUUGGACUCGAGAGACUGCGGAUCGAAGCUCCAGCUGGGCAUUUGGAUUUCUGACAAAAACCUCGCAUAGAAACACCACGACGAUGGCGCAAUCUCACAAGAUGCAUAUUCUACUGCCGCUCUUGGCCGUGAUGCACUGCAUCUGCGCCACGCCCAUAGCGCCGGCCACGCCCGACGGCGCCACGCCCAUCGACGCCCGCGUCUCGGCCGCCGACUUUGGUGCCCAGGAUGCCUUCGAUGCCGCCGACAGUUCCGCGGAAGCCACCCAUGCGCAGGCCAGCGAGGCCGGAUUCAAGAUCUCACUCCUGCCGACUCCGGCCAAGACGGCGGAAUCGGUGAAUCUGGAGCAGGAGGCCAUUCCCUCGAAGGUGCUCAGCGUGUACGACAACAGCCAAAAGAAGCUGGCCGAAUUGGCGCAGCCCGUUCCCAUUUUGGACUCCAUCAGUGAGCACGAGAAGUACGGCAACAACGGCGACAUGUUCGACGGCAUUUCGCGCUCCAUUGUCAACGGCUAUGAGGCCUUCUCCAACCUGCUCAACACCUUCAUUCAGAAGCCCAAAGAGUUGGCGCGCAGCGUGACUAAGGGGAUUACGGCUCAAUUGGAUGUCAUCGGUGGCAAAUUGGUGGGUCUUUGAAGGCGCCAACCAACCAACCACCCAUUCACCCAACCAACCCCAGUGAAACUGCAC
Drosophila teissieri is the source of this 983-nucleotide messenger RNA. RefSeq lists its product as uncharacterized. Lineage: Eukaryota; Metazoa; Arthropoda; Insecta; Diptera; Drosophilidae. The record is from RefSeq and is a predicted model, not a curated record. Bases 378 to 929 code for a protein of 183 amino acids. The transcript has 4 exons.